Messenger RNA from Scophthalmus maximus (turbot), 2739 nucleotides. RefSeq names its product DEAD (Asp-Glu-Ala-Asp) box polypeptide 49 (gene ddx49). Bases 165 to 1598 code for a protein of 477 amino acids. The transcript is spliced from 13 exons. The record is from RefSeq and is a predicted model, not a curated record. NCBI's taxonomy places the organism in Eukaryota, Metazoa, Chordata, Actinopteri, Pleuronectiformes, Scophthalmidae. Gene Ontology annotation, molecular function: ATP binding; RNA helicase activity; nucleic acid binding.
GACACGUCGCGUGGGUGACGUAGUCACACGGCGACCAUUAUUGCGACACACACGAGGAUGGUUUAGUCAACGUUGAAAAACAAGGGUAUUCUUUCCUCAUUAUUUUGUCAUACACUGUUAACAGAAGAGGUCUCCGAGGCGCGGGGAACGAGAUCAGACCAGACAUGGCGGACUUGUCGUCGCUGGGUCUCUCGGACUGGCUGGUGAGGCAGUGUAAACAGCUGGGAAUCAACAAACCCACUCCUGUCCAGGAGCAGUGCAUGCCAGCGAUUCUGGAAGGUCGAGACUGUUUGGGCUGUGCCAAGACCGGGAGCGGGAAGACGGCAGCGUUUGUGCUGCCAGUGCUGCAGAAACUGUCAGAGGACCCGUAUGGUAUCUUCUGCCUGGUGCUCACUCCUACCAGGGAGCUGGCCUAUCAGAUCGCUGAGCAGUUCCGAGUCUUGGGGAAGCCUCUUGGCCUGCGGGACUGCAUUGUCGUCGGUGGAAUGGACAUGGUGACCCAGGCCCUGGAGCUGACCAACCAGCCACAUGUAGUUGUAGCGACACCGGGCCGGCUCGCCGAUCACAUCCGCAGCUCCAACACCUUCAGCAUGAAAAAGAUCCAGUUCUUGAUUUUGGAUGAAGCGGACCGGCUGUUGGAGCAGGGCUGUACUGACUUCACCAAAGACCUGGAGGUGAUCCUGGGGGCUUUACCGGCCAAACGGCAGACGCUGCUGUUCAGCGCCACGCUCACCGACACGCUGCAGGAGCUGAAGAACAUCGCCAUGAACAAACCUUUCUUCUGGGAGAGCAAGUCAGAGACGAGAACAGUGGAGGAGCUGGACCAGAGGUACAUCCUCACUCCAGAGAAGGUGAAGGACGCCUACCUGGUCCACCUGAUCCAGACGUUCACUGACGAGCACGACGACUGGUCCAUGAUCAUCUUCACCAACACGUGCAAGAAUUGCCAAAUCCUUACCAUGAUGCUGCGGGAAUUUAACUUUCCAACAAUCUCCCUGCACUCCAUGAUGAAGCAGAAACAACGGUUUGCGAACCUGGCUAAGUUCAAGGCCAGCGUCUUUAAGAUCCUGAUUGCGACAGAUGUGGCUGCCAGGGGUUUGGAUAUUCCGACCGUCCAGGUCGUCAUUAACCACAACACCCCCGGCCUUCCCAAGAUCUACAUCCACAGAGUCGGACGAACAGCGAGAGCAGGUAGGAGCGGAGUGUCUAUCACACUGGUGACACAGUUUGACAUCCACCUGGUCCAAUCCAUCGAAGAGCAGAAUAAGACGAAGCUGAAGGAAUAUCCUGUGGAGGAGAAAGAAGUCCUGAAGAUCCUCACCCAGGUCAACGUGACGAGACGGGCGUGUGAAAUAAAACUCGAGUCAACAGACUUUGACGAGAAAAAGGAGAUCAACAAGAGGAAACAGCUGAUCUUGGAGGGGAAGGAUCCGGACCUGGAGGCCAAGAGGAAGGCCGAGCUGGAGAAGAUCAGGAGCCAGAAGAAGAAGUUCAAACAGAAAAUCCAGGAGACCAUUCAGAGACAGAAACAUGGACAGCUGAAAAAGAAACUGACGAAGAGAAAACAGAUGAAAAAAGCAGCACAGGCAACAGCAUGAAAAUGGCUCAAACUCAAACUUGUAUAUACUAGUUAUUGUGCAAUAUCUGAAAUAAUUUCACAUUUGUCAGCAUAUGCAAAUAAAUUCAUACCAUAAAAAACACUGCUUGACAGCCUUUAUUGGUUUAGUUUAACAAGGGAAUCACCAUACUGUGAUGAUACGUCACUGCAAAUAAGAUUCAUCGUUUCAAAUAGUUAUUUACAUCACAUGAUAAUCAAUGUAAUCUCUACCUGUCGUAGAGAAUCACGGGUUUGGAUGCAAAUGCUUCAAACUAAUUACAACUCAAAUGGUCACUGCACAUGUUGCAAUUCAUUGUGGCUCAGAUGGAAAAGAAGAAAACACCAAAGCGAUAAAAUAGUGGCAGCAGGUUUUUUGAAGUUUUUUUUAAAGCUAUAACAUGUUGGGGAGUUCAGUGGAACGGGCUGAUAUGGGAAGCUAAUUCAUCGCAAAAAAAAAUGACAAGACUUGCACUAUGUCAACAAAAUGGGAACUAUCUCUAUCAAUUAAACAUGGCGGCGUCUACUCGCAACGCGAUUGUCACGUCUGCUGAAAUGAGAAGUGGGUGAGAAACAACAGUGGAGUACAUUCUUACUGUGUUCACAAAGCAUAUCUCCUGGAAGAGUUACAAAACUACGAGUCCUAGGGACAGUUUUUGAGGAGAAGAUACAAAACUCUGAUAAAAGGAAACAGCGGAAGCAUCAUUCCGGUUGUCAACAAGUUGCUACAAAAAAAAAAAGAUUUUAGUUAAAGUACACAAAAAGGCUAAACUGAACGACAAGACGCAGAAAGCAGCAAAUCAUCUCGACAGAAGCUAAGUUUGGAUCAAAAAUCAGGGUUCACAGUUCUCCAGGAGGGGAAGGUUUGGGAUCCACAUCCGGAGAGGAACUCCACAAGGAAUACACAUUACGGUCAAAAAGAGCUUUGCACAAAUCUAAAGUCCACAUAAGAAACUACCAGCCGCCAUUUAUUUUUACUCCACGGAGAAGGAAGGUGGCUCCCCCCACCCCCCAAUCAGCCCAUCCUUGAUACAACCCAGCCGCAAAAUGCAUUGACCUCAUCACCUCGCCCCGUUUUAUUAGAAAAAUAAAAUAUAACAAGUCAUUUUCUGUGGGUUUCUUCAUCCCUCUGGUGUCAGAGUUUU